CUCAGUUUGGUCGUUGUAACUGCACUACAAACAUGAAUGCAAUCAUGAAUACCUUUCUUAUCGUGACUAUGGUAUUCCUUCUGGGUGAGUCUGUUCCAGCGGAAGAGCAUGUAGGACCAGCCUCAUCAAGCAAGCGUAUCGUCAAUGGUGCCAAUGCUGAUGCUCACGAAUGGCCAUGGCAAGUUUCCCUUCAACAGGAUAGCUCAGGUAGCUCACACUUUUGUGGUGGGUCUAUUAUUGCGACUGAAUGGGUAUUAACGGCAGCUCAUUGCGUUGAAUACUAUAGAAGAUCGCCAGGAUCGUUUCAAAUAGUAGUUGGUGCACAUGAUAAAGAUCAGAAAACACAACACCAAGAAAUUCACUACGCCAAGCAGAUAUAUAUUCAUACAAGCUGGAAUCGCAGACGUCUAAGAGCAGAUGUUGCUUUCAUCCGACUUACAAAAAAGAUAUCGCUACACAAGCACGUAUCGACAAUUCCUCUUCCUCGACAAGGUGACAGGGUCAGUGUUGGAACAAAGUGUUUCGCAACAGGUUGGGGUUACAAGAAGGGAAAUGAUCAUAGCUCACUUGCAAAAGUUCUACAAGAAGCAGAUCUAACGAUUGCCCCACAACAAAAGUGUGAUAAUAUGUUCACCUCAAUCUCUGUCGAUAACACAAUGGUGUGUGCUGGAGGACAAGGRAAAGGAGCUUGUAGYGGAGAUAGUGGGGGACCAUUGGCAUGCUGGGAGAACGGUCAGUGGGUUUUACGAGGUAUUGCGAGUUUUGUGAUGGGCCGAAGGUGCUCUGUUCGUCAUUACACAGUGUUUGCACGAGUUAGUAGCUUUGUCGACUGGAUGCAGAAUAAAAUGAAUAAUUACAAUUAAGAAUGUAAUUWCUAAGAAUAAAGCAUUUCAAACGUA
Messenger RNA from Exaiptasia diaphana, 899 nucleotides. RefSeq names its product chymotrypsin-like elastase family member 1. The coding region runs from base 33 to 863 and encodes 276 amino acids. Gene Ontology annotation, biological process: proteolysis. Lineage: Eukaryota; Metazoa; Cnidaria; Anthozoa; Actiniaria; Aiptasiidae. Gene Ontology annotation, molecular function: serine-type endopeptidase activity. The transcript is spliced from 4 exons. The record is from RefSeq and is a predicted model, not a curated record.